Molecule: messenger RNA, 1959 nt
Organism: Orycteropus afer afer
Lineage: Eukaryota; Metazoa; Chordata; Mammalia; Tubulidentata; Orycteropodidae
Gene: COQ8B
Product: coenzyme Q8B
Biological process (GO): ubiquinone biosynthetic process
Cellular component (GO): extrinsic component of mitochondrial inner membrane
Molecular function (GO): kinase activity
Source: RefSeq, a predicted model, not a curated record
AUGUGGCUGGAGUUAGGGUUCCUUCCGCGGGGGACCUGUGGACAGCUGGGCCGUUCUAUUGGUCUGCUCUGUGGGGCUCUGGGGCCUGGCCUCCACUGGUGGGGGUCUUGUGGGGGUUCUCAAGCCCCAAGGUUUCAUCAGGACGGGCCUGGCAGAAGAGGCCUGAGUGAGGAAGACAUUCGCAGGGCACGGGAGGCCCGGCCCAGGAAGACACCCCGGCCCCAGCUGAGUGACCGCUCCCGAGAACGCAAAGUGCCUGCCUCCCGCAUCAGCCGCUUGGCCAACUUUGGGGGACUGGCUGUGGGCCUGGGGCUGGGAGCACUGGCUGAGGUGGCCAAGAAGACUCUGCCAGGAGGAUAUCCACAGUCAGAGGCUGGCUCCCAGGCAGGCUCCAGCCCUUUCCUGUCGGAAGCCAACGCUGAACGCAUCGUGCAGACCUUGUGUGCUGUUCGGGGGGCCGCCCUCAAGGUUGGCCAAAUGCUCAGCAUCCAGGACAACAGCUUCAUCAGCCCCCAGAUCCAGCGCAUCUUCGAGCGGGUCCGCCAGAGUGCUGACUUCAUGCCCCGCUGGCAGAUGAUGAGAGUUCUUGAAGAGGAGCUUGGCAGGGACUGGCAGGCUAAGAUGGCCUCUUUGGAGGAAGUGCCCUUUGCCGCUGCCUCAAUCGGGCAGGUGCACCAGGGCAUGCUGAGGGAUGGGACGGAGGUAGCCGUGAAGAUCCAGUACCCUGGCGUCGCCCAGAGCAUCACGAGUGACAUCCAGAACCUGCUGGCGGUGCUCCGGAUGAGCACGGGCCUGCCGGAGGGCCUGUUUGCAGAGCAGAGUCUGCAGGCCUUGCAGCGGGAGCUGGCUUGGGAGUGUGACUACCGGCGUGAGGCAGCUUGUGCCCAAAACUUCAGGCAGCUGCUGGCAGAUGACCCCUUCUUCCGGGUGCCGGCUGUAAUUCAGGAGCUGUGCACCACACGGGUGCUGGGCAUGGAGCUAGCCAGAGGGAUCCCUCUGGACCAAUGCCAAAGCCUGAGCCAGGACAUCCGAAACCAGAUUUGCUUCCAGCUCCUGAGGCUGUGUCUGCGGGAGCUGUUUGAGUUCCGAUUCAUGCAGACGGACCCCAACUGGGCCAACUUCCUGUAUGAAACGUCCAGCCACCAGGUGACUCUGCUGGACUUUGGGGCAAGCCGGGAAUUUGGGACCGAAUUCACAGACCAUUACAUCGAGGUAGUGAAGGCUGCAGCUGAUGGGGACAGAGACCGGGUCCUGCAGAAAUCCCGAGACCUCAGAUUCCUCACCGGCUUUGAAACCGAGGCAUUCUCAGACGCCCACGCGGAGGCAGUGAUGAUCCUGGGGGAGCCUUUUGCCACGCCGAGCCCCUACGACUUUGGGGCAGGGGACGCUGCCCGCCGCGUGCAGGACCUCAUCCCCGUGCUGCUGCGGCACCGGCUGCGCCCACCCCCUGAGGAGACUUACGCCCUGCACCGAAAGCUGGCAGGGGCCUUCCUGGCCUGCGCCCGCCUGGGCGCCCGCAUUGACUGCCGGGACCUCUUCCAGGACACCUACGACCGCUACUGGGUGUCGCCAGAGAUAGCCACAGCCCACAGCCUGCUGACCAGAGGGAACCUCUGGCACCAAGAAGCCCCCGUGCCCCUCCCACAGCAGCCGCCAUCCCCUGUUCCUUCCCCCUUUACUCCGCGAUUCGGGAGGGAGGGGGGGCGCGGCGGCGGAGGCCAGAACCGCGGCCUGGUCCAGCCCGGCGCCCCCGCCCCCGAAGCCGCGACGGUCGUCCGGCGGCAGGCCGAUGGGCGGGGCCGGGGCGGGGAGCUGAGCAGGAGAGACUCUCCCCCACCCCCGCAACGGAAUCCUCUGGGGAGCGGAGCAGGCUCGCGCGUGUGCAUCCCGCACCAUCUCCCGGCCUCGGGCUCUGGCCCGCGUCAGACCAAGCUGCCGCCGCCUCCGCCGCCAGAGUAG